AGUUGCUCUUGGGAAUUUAUGGCGAUGUUUUGUUUUCCAGUCACAACACCUCGAUUUUAGCCUUCUCCCCCGAUGUCUAGUCAUCGUGCUGUUUUUCUUUUCAAGUGGUGUCUCAGUGAAAUCUGAGAUGGCGAAUCCACGUAAAUUUAGUGAAAAGAUAGCUCUACAUGCUCAAAAGCAGGCGGAGGAGACUGCAGCAUUUGAGCAGAUAAUGCGUGAAGUUGGCAAUACUAAGACACCAAAGGGCUCGCCCGUCAUGCCGCCGUCGCCCUCGCAGCCGGUGUUCAUCCACCAGAGCCACCUGCAGCCGUUCCACCGCGGCUGCGGCGGCUCGCUGCCCAACGUCAACCAGAUGGCCGGCUACCCGCCCGGCCACCCGCACGCCGUCCACCAGGACAUGUACCGCGGGCCGCACGUUUACGCGGCGGACCAGCGCAGUUCGGGCAUCGGGCCCCACCGCAGCUCGCGCGUCACGUGCGAGCACCGGCGCGACACGUCACCCUAUAGUCCCCACGCGCCGCACUACCUGUCGCCGCCGGCGGACGGCAGCUGGCGGCGCACGCACUCGGACUCGGCGCUACACCAGAGCCGGCAGCCUGGCGAGGCCGGCGCUCCCGGCGCCGCCCAGCCGCCACCGCCGCGCUACUCGCCCGUCCCGCAGCGGAGAGAGCUGGCCGGCGUGGGCGUGCCGGAUCCGGGCAGCAGCGGCGGCUCCAGCCCGGCCGCGCCGCCCGGCCACUGGUCGCCGUUCGACCCCAAGCUGAGCCCGCUCGGCGUCCCGGCGCCCGGACAGCGCACCGGCCCGGCCGCCGAGCAGCGCGUGCCGGGCAUCUACAACUACAACAUGUACCCGGACGGGGCCGACCAGCGGAACGGGCCGCCGCCGCCGUCCAUCAACAACUCGGGCUCGCUGCCCGACCUCAGCUCGCUCAACUUCCCAUCGCCGGUGCAGCAGCCCAUCGACGGCGACGACAGCGGCACGCCGCCCUACUGUUGCUCGCCCGGCGGUAUGUCGCCCGGCGGCAUGUCGCCGUCCUAUCCGGGCCCGCCGUCGCCGAACCACCUAACUGUCCCGCUGUCCAGCGUGUCGGCCAAUUACCUGCACACCUGCGGCUGA
This is a messenger RNA of Pollicipes pollicipes, 1117 nucleotides long. RefSeq names its product CREB-regulated transcription coactivator 1. The coding region runs from base 128 to 1117 and encodes 329 amino acids. Gene Ontology annotation, molecular function: cAMP response element binding protein binding. The record is from RefSeq and is a predicted model, not a curated record. The transcript has 9 exons. Gene Ontology annotation, cellular component: nucleus; cytoplasm. Gene Ontology annotation, biological process: positive regulation of transcription by RNA polymerase II; protein homotetramerization. Lineage: Eukaryota; Metazoa; Arthropoda; Thecostraca; Pollicipedomorpha; Pollicipedidae.